AUGGCUCCGGCGUCGCCCUCGCCGAGACGGACUCCGACGGCCCGCCGCCGCGGACGCCCGCCCGGCACCACAAACGCGGCCAGGGCAGCGAGGCAGGCUUCCCUCUCUGCCGUGGUAGUCUCCGAGCCGCCUCCAAAGAAGCGCCGCUACAUCCCUGGUGGUCCUGGCGGCGGCGGCCGUUUUGUCGAUGCCGACAGCCUCGAUACACCUGCCUCGACGGCUGCCUCCGGCACCGUUUCGAGGUCCAGCAGGGCUGCUGCCUCGCGCAGCGCCCUCAACGGGGAGACGCCGUCGCUUCCGCGUCGCGAGAGGAGCACCCGUAUCCGGGCAGCUGCAAGCGAGGACGCAGACGACGUGUCUUGGGGCUCUGCCGCCGCCAUGGCUGCCUCCGUCAAGCAGGCUGAGGACUACAAGCCCCGAGAGGAGCGCGGCUGGGAGGAAUUCCACCCGAACCUCGACAUAGAGAAACUUUUCAUGGUCUUCACAGCCGAUGAUAUCGAUGGCUCCGUGCCGCCCGCGCCGGGCACGCCAGCCGCGCAGACUCCAGGUACGCCCUUGGUGAACGGGUCUAUGACUCCCCUGAGGCACGUCAACCCAGCCUCCACCGGCAACACCCCAAACCCUCAAGAAAAGUCCGAGAUUCCUGUCCCGGACACGCAAAUUGGGACGCCCUCGAGGCGCCCGCGACGCCAGACUCGCGACGCUAUCAGCUUCUAUGGCGUACGCCCUCUAGAGCUUGCCCCGACACCAAAGACACCCAAGAUUCUCCCUAUACAUAGCCAGACGGCCAAGGAGCGCCUCGAUCUUAAACUACCAUCCUACCGCAAGACGAACCGCAUCGAGCUCUUUGAGAGCAAGACGUUCGGGCAGGCGCGUUACGUGGACAAGGCGAUGAGCAAUGUCGGCUAUCAAGAGAGCGACCAUUUCAUUCGCCCUGACACGCUCCUCAUCAAAGCCAUCGAUGGCAAUGCCGAAGACGAGGCGGAAAUGUCACCGCCUUCCAAGACCGAAGAGCACGCUCACCAUUCCAGACUCGGACGCGUCGAAUACGACAUGGACGAGCAGGACGACAUGUGGCUGGAGCACUACAAUGCCCAGCGCAAGCAUGGCGAGCUGGAGACCAUUACCAGAGAGAUUUUCGAAAUCACAAUGACCAAGAUCGAGAAGGAGUGGCAUACACUCGAGAGGCGGAUACCCAAACCAAACCCCAAGCCGCCGCAGACACAUCGACCGCGAUCUGGGUCAGCCGCCGCCGUAAACGGCGAGACCCAAGGCGCUGAAGAACCGGACAGCAAAUGUGCCAUCUGUGAUGACGGAGACUGCGAGAACACCAAUGCUAUUGUCUUUUGCGAUGGGUGCAACCUGGCCGUCCACCAAGAAUGCUACGGCGUUCCUUUUAUCCCCGAGGGCCAGUGGCUGUGCCGCAAGUGCCAGUUAUGCGGCCGUGGAGUUCCUACCUGCAUAUUCUGCCCCAACACAGACGGGGCGUUCAAGCAGACCAACUCGUCCAAAUGGGCACACUUGCUCUGCGCCAUGUGGAUUCCCGAAGUGUCCCUAGGCAACCACACCUUCAUGGAACCUGUGAUGGAUGUGGAAAAGGUCCCAAAGACGAGGUGGAAGCUCACUUGCUACAUCUGCCACCAGCGGAUGGGGGCGUGCAUUCAGUGCGGCAACAAAAACUGCUACCAAGCGUUCCACGUAACAUGCGCCAGGAAAGCUCAUCUGUACCUUAAGAUGAAGACGAGCCACGGCGCUCUUGCUGUGCUGGACGGUGGCAUGGUACUCAAGGCGUUCUGCGAUAGACACUGUCCGCCCGACUACGCCAAGGAGAACAACGUGCAUCAGGCGACGCGCGCUGCGAAAAAGUUCUACAAACGAAACAUGAGGGGCCGCAUCUGGGCGGACAAUCACGCCAUCGCCAACGUUAUUGCUGCGCAACAUCGCAAUGCCAUCACAGAGCACCCCCCUGACGAAUCCCAGGUGACAGGGGCGAAGAACUCGGCUGUCCUGGGCGACAAGAAGAAGGGCCAGGUGCCUAAGAACGUGUGGAAGCUCCCCUCGGGCGCCCCCAUCAUUCCCCAGGCGGUCUUUGACGUGGUCGAGGCCUCUAUCCAGCGCUUUCCCUUUCGCAAGCGCAAGGAUUUCCUCAGCGAGGCGUGUCGCUACUGGACCCUGAAGCGAGAAGCCCGUCGUGGGGCGGCUCUGCUCAAGCGACUGCAGUUGCAAAUGGAGACGUUCUCCUCCAUGGAGCUCACGAGGCGGAACUUUGCAUCGAUGGGACCGAGCGGCAAAGCGCGCUUGGCUCGCCGAAUUGAGUUUGCCCAAGGGAUCAUCAACGACUUGGAACAGCUCAAGACUCUUUCAGAGGACAUUGUGCAGCGCGAACAGAUCAAGGUGGAUGCGGCCGAACUUGAGCAAGAAUUCGUCGACGAAUGCUACUUUCCAGUGGCAAAACUUCUCACCCCGGCGAUUGAGAAGGCAGCAUCACUGGACAAGGACCUGUUCUCAAGCGGACUGGAACGCAUCGAGAAGCGCGUCGGCGAACGCUUCUACACGACUGCGCUUGCUUUUGCUCACGAGCUUGGGGAUGUUAUCAACGCAGGCAUUGUGACUACCCCCGUGAUGCAAGAUAUAUCCGAGCCACAGUUCGAGACGACGGAGGGGGCGGCGUCCAAGAAUGCCUUUUUGGACAUACGCGAGAGGCGAAAGCUCGGAAAGCGCAUUCUCAAGGCGGUUCAGCCAUAUCUCGAGACAGCCUUGCGAGUCGAGUCGGAAAUCUCGAACAAGCCGUUUGAAACCCUGCAAAAGGAGCUGGAGAGCUUGAUCGACACGAGUCUCGACACUGGCCGGGUUGCCAUCGGGGCUGGGGUGGAAAAGCAAGAGGCUGAUGAGGAUACGAUCAUGGUGGACGCGCCGGACUCGUCCGAAAUUACGGUUAAGAGCUCUUUCAACAAUGACGACAUGGCGCAAGAGGCCGAUAUCGACGGCGACGCCAUGGACACGGCCGAUGAUGUCGAGGAGAACGGCGACAACAUCGAGGUCAACACGUCCGGCUUUGGCAAGGACGCGGAUAAAGCACAAUCGUCUCCCCGGAAGAGCAAGCGCAGCAUCAUCAUGAACAGUAUUGAAUCGUCGGAGACACCUCCUGACAGCAACGGGUUUGUCCCGGCGGCUCAAACAGACCAGGCUGGGCCACCCACACCGCCACAGUCGAAUGGCAGCUUCGGCAAGGAGCCGGCUGACCCGCUGGUCGAGGGCGGCAUUCUAUGGUACCUCAAAUCCAUGAAGCCCGAAGGCACGUCCAUCCUUGGCGAGCACUGGGCUGCUGGUCGGGACGCGGUGCGCAUGCUAAGCGAGGAUUUAACGGAUCUCGACGACGAAGAGCUUAAGGGGCUCGGACGUGAUGUCGAUGACUCUGUCACUGCCGCGAUGCUGGAUGCCGAGACCGCGUCGUCUACUGUCGCGACAAAGAGCAAGGCGAAUGCCAACAAGACACGGAAGCGGAGGACGUCCGGCAGGAGACGCUGA
Purpureocillium lilacinum is the source of this 3528-nucleotide messenger RNA. RefSeq names its product nuA3 HAT complex component nto1. Gene Ontology annotation, cellular component: MOZ/MORF histone acetyltransferase complex. Gene Ontology annotation, biological process: regulation of transcription by RNA polymerase II. Lineage: Eukaryota; Fungi; Ascomycota; Sordariomycetes; Hypocreales; Ophiocordycipitaceae. The record is from RefSeq and is a predicted model, not a curated record.